AUGGAGUUGCCUUGGAUUGUUCUCUUCCUUUGGAUUGGGCCAACUGUGGGGCAGGGGCAGCAAAAGCAGCACCGACCACUCUGGAUACUGGAGGAUGGGCUGACCAAGCGGCAGCGACAGGAUCGACCGGAAGCGGACUAUGAAACCACCACGAGGAUGACUCCGCUGAUGAUCCGGCGGCAGGGAAGGGGACCAGCUGAGCAGCCGGGAGCCAUUACCUUCCUGGUUAGACAUGAAGAUCGGGAGGCAGCUCCUCCACCACCCCCACCACCUCCUCCUCCCCAGCGUCGCUUCAUGAUGCCCCACCACCGCCUGCAGCUGCCCCACCAGUACGUCCAGCAUCCUGGCAUCCAGAAGAGCAGGAGUCACCGUCGCGAAGGACGUCGUCAUCUGCCCGUUUUCGAUAAUGGUCCCGGCGAGAAUUCCCUUCAAUUGGGCAGCAGCAGCCGGGAUAACUAUCCCAUUUUCGUGUACAACGGCACCAGGGGCGAACUGAUAUUGAACACCAUGCUGAGCAGGCGGCGAUAUCCCAUGCAGGAACCCGUUCCCGGCCAGGUUCUCUAUCCCCCCUCGACGCCCAUGUUCCGGCCCAAGCCGAUUGUGGAGCGAUUCCGGAUGCCGGGACAACGGGAGAUGAUGAACUUGACUCUGAUACCCUUCUAUGCACACGAGGCUAUUGGUGAUCCGGCUGCAGCUACUCAGGAAGCCUCCACCACGACCACUACACCACCUCCGCCGCCCUAUGAAAGGAAGGAAGUGACCCAGUUGGGCAAGCGGAAGCGGAAGAAGGCCAAGCAAUACGAGGCCUUCCAUUCCCCCCAAGAAGUUAUGCAAUGGCAGACGGUUCUGCGACGAUCCACUGGUCACAAUCACCGGAAUUUUCCCAGUGAGGAAAUGGAAAUGGAAGUGGAGGAGGAAGAGGAGGAGAAUCAGGAUGAUCUAGACUGGCCAACGGAACCGGAAACGGUCGAAACUCUGGAGGAGCCAACAGAAACGUCCACCUCCUCCUCCUCCGCCAGCAGCCCCAGUGAGCCCUUCCAAAUCGUCUAUAUCGAUGAAAGUUUGGAGCGACCCGUCGUCGAAUCCCUGAGCACCACCACUGCACCACCGACUCUGCGACAGAGCUCGCGAUAUGCCCUCAAAAAAGAGUACUACGCCUUUCCGGUUUAUACGCUGGGCAAACUGCUCCAGCCGCAGGGCCAAACAUCCAUGAAACUGCGCGAGAAGAGCGAUCGAUCGGCGAGAAGUUCAGGAGAAAGGGAGCCCAGCACUUGGUUUAUACUGAAUUCACGUUACAAGGGACCGCAUCACCGUUCACUGGCAAUGGAUAAUCAGACCAAGUACUAUACCUCAAAAUACAUAGAGAAUGGCUUCAGACCCAGAAGAUAA
This is a messenger RNA of Drosophila takahashii, 1389 nucleotides long. RefSeq lists its product as uncharacterized. The record is from RefSeq and is a predicted model, not a curated record. NCBI's taxonomy places the organism in Eukaryota, Metazoa, Arthropoda, Insecta, Diptera, Drosophilidae.